AUGUCUGGUCUGAUCGACCUGGUCAAUCGCAGAAGCGGCAGUCAGUCUUCCAAGGCUGCAUGCACAAGUUGUGCCAUGUCGUCAAUCGCAUGCGGCCAGAAUUGUCUUGCCUGCCAUCUGCUGCCAAUAGCAGCCCAGUCUAUCAAUAGCCACCAGACAGGUUGA
Molecule: messenger RNA, 165 nt
Organism: Pochonia chlamydosporia 170
Lineage: Eukaryota; Fungi; Ascomycota; Sordariomycetes; Hypocreales; Clavicipitaceae
Exons: 1
Coding region: 1-165 (54 amino acids)
Source: RefSeq, a predicted model, not a curated record